Molecule: messenger RNA, 15210 nt
Organism: Physella acuta
Lineage: Eukaryota; Metazoa; Mollusca; Gastropoda; Physidae
Product: titin homolog
Biological process (GO): regulation of DNA-templated transcription
Cellular component (GO): chromosome; nucleus
Molecular function (GO): histone H3K36 methyltransferase activity; protein binding
Source: RefSeq, a predicted model, not a curated record
UUGAUUAUUUUAUUUUUUUCUAUUUGCAAGUUAUGUUUUAAAAUACAGAUGAACCUUACAUAAACCAUAAGCGCACUAUAUAUAUUAAUUGUAAUUUCUACAGACUUAUUAUCUAGUUAGAGAGCUAUUUCUCAUAUAAAGGUCAACCUAUUUUUGGUACAACAAAUGUGUUGUGGCCCCGACUCAAGUGUGUAGUUAGAAAAAAUUACGAGGCGAGGAGUUUACACUAACACUACGAUCGACCAGUGGUUAUGGCAGUUUUUGUAAAGAAAUUGAAUAAGCAGUGUGAGCUGGAAUACAGUACCGGGGCCUAACCUACCAACCAGAGAAGCACUCUCUCCACAACUACUAAGCUAAUUUCAAGACUGCACUAGGCUGAUUCUGUGGUGAAACCAAUGAAAUGUAGCAGGUUUUUACAUGCUUCAAACACAAGGCUGGUUGAAUUACAAAUUUGAAAGCAGUUAAAAUGAUGGAUGAUUAUGAUCCUGCAUGUCCUACUGAAGAAGACGAUAGUCAGGUAUCAGUUAUGGAAUUGGACCUUUCUCAAGUCCCACUUCCACCAUCAGCACCAGUACAGAAAAAAAACAGCAAAAGCAAAGCUAGGUCACCAUCGCCACAUGUUACUGCAAAAGAAGGGAACAAAAAAGGCAAGAGGAGGAAGAAAAAGAAAAGGCAUAGUUCAUCAAAAUAUCAGACGGAUGAAGAUGACGAUGUGCAAGAGACUGUAAUUUCUGAAGACUCAGAUGGUGCCCAGGCUGUUCAUGAACCAACAGUUUUACUUGUCAAGGAUACCAAAGCAAGUAUUAAGGUCCCUAUACAAGAACCAGAAGUCAGUGCCCCAGUUGCACAACUUUACAAAGAUGAUCCCCCUUUAGUGAGCCAGUCAACAAAGUCAACAGCUUCUGCUCAAGUGCCAGCAGGUAGCACACAAGCAGGAAAAUUACAGUUUAAGCUUGCCUCUGACCCUGGGUCAGGAAAGACUAAAGUACUGUUUCAACUGAAAAAAACCUUAAAACCUAAUGCGCUUAAGUCUGGCUCAGAUGAUGAAGACAAAGAAGAAGUGGUUGAGGAAGAAGCCAAACAAAUCAUUGAGAAAACAGCAGCAGGUGAAUUUGUCCCUACCAGGUUUAAGGUGUCUAAAAAACAUGAAAUGUUUCGUCCCAGCACAGUUGAAGCACUUGCCAAACCUGUCUUUGAUCCAGCAUUGGCUCUGGCGUCAGUCAUGUCAGCGGCAAGUCAGAUCUCAGCUGCUGUUUCAGCUUUAGAGGCAGCUGAGCUGAAGGAGAGAGAGGGGUCUGAUGAUGAGAAAGGUGAUGAUGACAGGAGAAAGGAUAGUGAUAAAGGUCUGAGGAGAAGUGAUAGACGGAGAAGUAGAAAAGAUAGCAGAGAAAGUGAGAGAGAUGAUAGCAGUUCCAGGUAUUCUAGAUACAAGAGCCGACAUGAUGAACGAGACUCUGACAGGAAUACUCGCUCUACAUCUUCCAGGCGUCAGAGAGAUGAUGACAGGCGCAAGUAUGAGGAGCAGAAACGCAGGGAUGAGAGCAGUGAUAGAAGGAGAUCUUCUAGAAUAAGGCAAGACCAAGAGGACAAGAAGAAUAAAGCUGGUGAUAGUAAGGAAUCUGUUGGCAGGAGAAAGUCAAAAGUUGAGGAAAACCCUUCCUCUGAUGCUACAAAGAACACACAAAGGAGAAGGAGCCACAGUACAGAAGAAAAAAGUCAGCCUUCUCCAAAAAGUUUGUCAAAAUCUGAAGAUGUCGCAUCUAAUGAAGAAAUCAAUGCUGAGGAGGCUGUCACUUCUGAAGACAGUAGUGCAAAAGAAGAUAAAAUUGAUAAUCAGAAGAUAAUGGAUGAAAAAAUACUCAAACCAGCUGAGGAGAUAGCAUCAGAUGAGAACAUUCUAGAACCAGUGGCUGUUGAGGGGAGUCAUUCACCUGAUGCUACAGGGCCUGAAGCAUCAAGUGCUGAACCUAGUAGUGUAGAGGUCAGUCAGCCCCAGGUGGAAGUGCAGCAUGAUUCCACACAGCUGAAAACAGAGACCAGCGAGUCUGAUGAGAAAAAACAUAUUCAGAAGAUUGUCAUUCGCAGAUCAACAGAAACCAAUGACUUUGAAAUUACCAGAAAUGAUUUGGCCAGGAAAUCAUCUGAUGAAGGAAAUGCAGAAUCCACUGCUGAUGAAUCCAAACAGCCAGUUGCUGAGAAACUAAAGCAGUCAACUAAUGCUUCAUCUGAGUCAGAUCACGAGAAGGAGACCAAAGUUGAUUCUGCAACACCUGUUAAGAGAAAACGAGGUAGACCUAGGAAAAUUAGCAACCAACCAGUUGGUAGGAGAAAAAAAUCUGACUCAGAGAGUAGCCACAAAGAGGAUGUACCCCAGAAACCCCCUUCUCCUGUGCCAGCCAAAGUUGCCUCUCCCAAAGCUAAAUUUCCUGUGUAUGUACCAGAGCCAGCAUUACCACCAGAGCAGGUUCUGGUGGAUGUGUCUGCUAUUCCAGGAAAAAGUAAAUGGGAAAUGGAUGAAGAGGAUGAAAUGGAGGAGACAGUUAAACGCACCAGUUCUAGAUUUGGCGGCUAUGCUGCAGAUGUUGCGCCAGUUAAAACCUACGAGCCCCCUGAGUCAACCUGGAGAAGAUCUUCCCGGCACCAGGCAAAGAAAGUUGAUAAACCAAUGCCAAUAUCCAAGAUGAGGGAAAGCAGCAGUACAGGCAAUGAAGAUGAUCAUUCACUAGAUCAUGGUAAGCACAAGAAGAAACACAAUCAUAAAAGCAGGGAGAAGAAAGGAAAGAAAAAGAAGAAACAUGACGACAAGGAAGGUCAUCGUGAAGAGAAGGAAGAAGAAGAGAAGCCCUCUAGUGGUGGACUAAACUCAUCCAGUGAGAAAGUUGGGUCUGAGCAGAAGAAGAAAGAAGAAAGUAUUAAGACCAAAGUAGAUCUAGACACUGCUAAACUGGUGACUUAUUUAAAGGAAUAUAGUGGGAAAGAGGAGUCCAAGGGGAAAGAAGAUGUAACAAAAGUAAAAGUUGAGCAUGACAACUCUAAAAUUGUCAGCUAUCUCAAGGAGUAUAGUGGUAAAAUGACGGAGGAGACGGUAGUGGACCAGCUUGAAGAUGUGAAGCAGGAAAAUGUUUCCUUAAACACUGAGGAAAGUGUCAACACUGAAAAAGCAAGGGAGGGGAGAUCAUCCCCAGUGGAUGGUAGGCAGAGUGCAACACUAAAAUCAGAAUCUAAAGAAAGUAGCAGAGAAAAUAGUAUAGAUAAAGCAUCUAUGAGCAAGGCAAAAGGAAGAUCAAAUAGCCCUGAGAAAGGCAGAGAUAGGCGGGAUAGGUCUAAGUCAUCUGAAGAUAACAAAGAAAAAACUGAUGCUUCUAAAACAUCUGAGAGGAAUAGAGAAAGAAGGGAUAGGUCUAAGUCAUCUGAAAGGAGUAGGGAAAAGAGGGAUAGGUCAAAUUCAGCGGAUAGGAAAAGAGAAAAAACUGAUGGUACUAAACUAUCUGACAGGAAUAGAGAAAGAAGGGAUAGGUCUAAAUCUUCGGAGAGAACCAGAGAAAAAAGGGAUAGGUCUAAAUCUUCUGAGAGAACCAGAGAAAAAAGGGAUAGGUCUAAAUCUUUGGAGAGAACCAGAGAAAAAAGGGAUAGGUCUAAGUCAGUAGAAAGAGAUCGAAGAAGAAGUCAACGAUCGCCUGAUCGAAGAUUUGGCAGGUCUCCAUAUUGGAGAUCCAGGAAUAGGAGAAAUAGGUCCAAGUCUACAUCCCCAGACAGGAGAAACAGGUCAAAAUCCACAUCCCCUCAUAGAAAUGACAGGAGAAACAGGUCAAAAUCCACAUCCCCUCAUAGAAAUGACAGGAGAAACAGGUCACGAUCCAAAUCCCCAGACAAAGGGUACUCCUACAGAAGGUACCAAGGCUCAAGUAGAGAUUAUGGGCGUAGUGGAAGAAAGGCUUGGGAUAGAAGGCGGCGAUCUAGGUCUGGUUCAUCUGGGAGCAGUAAUGAACGUAAAAGACGUAAGGGUAGUGAAGAAAAGUCCCGCAAGGACAAGAGUCCAGAAAUGAAAGAAGAAACCAUAGCAGUCAAGCCAUCAGAGGGUAGCCAAAACUCAGAGGCCAGUGCUAGCAAGGAACCAGAGCUCAUCUAUCCAGAGAUUGACUUCUCAGCCAUUGACCUUGCUUCUAUACCAAUACCUGGGGAAAUCCCAUUGCCCAUUAAAAAAGAAGCAGACAAAGAGUCAGUUAUUAAAGAAGCAGAAGUUAAGCCUAUUGUCUUAGAAGACUUAAUUGUUGAUGAGCCAAUGGAGAUUUCUGAUGACGAUGAUGCAUCAAAUGGUAUAGAGAUUGUUAAAGAUAAAGUAUUUGAUGAUGUGCAGAACAAAUCCACCACUGAUUUACUGAGUACUUCAACUCUUUCCAUUGUGGAGAGUGCAUCCACACCUGAUUCUGGUAAAGACAAGCAAGUCAAAUUUUCUAUUUUGGGUUCAGCUAAAAAGUUGAAGCAAACAGUUAUAUCUGGGGUGCUUGAUGAUGGUGUAGAACACCGUACACAUAGGAUGAGCUUGAGUAUCUUGACUGAGAAGAAAACAGUGGUUGAAAAUGUACCAGAUGUACCAAAAGCUGAGGCGUCAGGAAAUGUAGAGGUACCCAAAGAGGAAGUUGUGCCUACAGAAGUUAAAGAAACUGAGCCAGCUCAGGAAGCUGUUCAAGUGACUGAAGGCUUGAAACCCAGUGUAGUUGAGAGUGGUGAUGAUGAGCUUAGCAAGCCUAAAGCUAAGGAAGUGGAGCUGAAGCCUAAUGUACCACCUGGGAAGUUGAAGUUCAAGUAUGUUCCUUUAUGGGAAAUGGAAGAGAGUGAAAAAAGGCCGGUCAUAGAAGAGUUACCUAAGAAGGAAGAGAAGAAUCUUAGUUUAGCUUUAGACUAUGGAAGUGAAAGUUCUGACAUAGAAGAUGAGGAGAGAUCCCCAAUGAAAAAGAAAGUACCAGAUAGGAGUGAAGAUGUCAGUACAGCUCAAGUUGUAGAGGAGGGUGUCAGCAGUACUGAGGUGACACAGGUAGAAACUACUUCAGGGACUUUAGACGUCAGUGAGAAAGGAAAGGUCAAGGAAGAAGAACAGUCAAUGCCUGUUGUAAAAAACGUUGAGCUGGUUGAAGAUAAAGCUGAACCAGAAGAAUCAUCACCAGUGCAGUCACCACCACAAGAGACAGCAUCAGAAGAGACAACACCAGUAGAAUCAUCCAUGCAAUCACCACCUGAAGAGGCAUUACCAAUAAAAUCACCACCAGCGCAAUCACCACCAGAAGAGACACCACCAGAAGAAUCGUCACCAGCACAACACAACCAAAGUGAUGAAGCCUACUCUCCAUCCCAUCCCUCUCUAGAAGAUUCUGAUGACAUUGUGCCACUUCCUAGUCCCAAAACUAAGCCCAGUGUUGUGGAGAAAACUAGUUCCAUACAACCCUCAGGCCCUGCCAUAUUGAGCUCUUUACCUGUUCCUUCAAUAACAAGUUUCUCUCAAACUUGUGUACCACCUGCCACAGUAAUGGUUACAGCCCCAUUCACAUCAGCCAUUCCACCAGUCAUCUCUUCCCUUAUUGGUACCAAACCAACUGUAGAUUUGCCCUAUGUUGCAUAUCCUCAUAUCCCACAACCUGGUAUGAUUGGAUCUACACAAAGUGCAUUACUUAACAUACAGCCUGUCCCUCCACCAUCAGUACCACUGCCAAGUCUUCAGUCAUCUAUUGGAACACCAAUCAUUGCUCCAGUCCCUCCACCAUCAAUAUCACUGCCAAGUCUACAGGUGUCACAUUGUGCACCAGUCAUUGCCCCAGUGCCACCUCCAUCAAUAUCACUGCCAAGCCUGCAAGUGGCACCAAUCAUCGCCCCAGUCCCACCACCUUCUGUCCUGGGCACCCCAGCAGUCAUACAACCAGCGCUGACAGCAGAAGCCUUCAAGCCUGUAACGUACCCAACUGUGCCGUUGCCCCUAACAACACCCAAACCUGUCCCUCCACCAGCAGGGCAGUUAACAUGGGCCAGUUCAAUCAGCUCUGUUUUAACACAGCCACUUCCUACAACAACCUCCCAGAGUCUAUUGGGGUUUCAGGCGCUUCCAGCCUUGAGAGGCCUAGCUCCUGUGACAGUAGCUCCAGUACCUCCCCCAGGGAUUGCCCCACUGCAUACCAUACCACUACCAGCAGUCACCCAGCCCAUGCCUGUUCCACCUGUUACCCAGGCACCAGAUGCAGAAAACAGCCCUGUCCCUGUACAGCCAGUCAAAUACAGAAUCAGUGGAUUCGACCAGGGUCCUAUAGCAGCUCUUCCACCUCCAGCUGUCUCCAUACCAACUCUACUAUCUGUGUCGCAGCCUUCCUCCACUGAUGCUAAUGUUGUUCAUUCAACCCAAGGAUCUCACCCCUUGUCGUCAUCAGUUACUGAGGGUAAAGCUCCAUCCACACCAGUUGUAUUGAAAUCUUCUCCAGCACUUCCACCCAGAGUUUCAUCUGGUGUUUCUAAACGCCCUAAAAUAUCAUCCAUCUUAUCACAGCCAAAAAUAGAAGACCCUGAACUUCUAGAAAAACUAAGUAAACACGAAGUUGUAAAAUGUCCACUGCCAUCCACAUGUGAAACUGCUGAUCAAAGUUCUACAGCACAGUCAGCUAAAGAAGAUACUAAAACCAAUGCAGUGGCAACAGAUAAACCAGACAUGAAACCAGCAGACACAGAAGCUGUUAGCAGCCAGCCUGAAGGCUCUGCUCAAGCUUCUCCAUCAGUUGAAACCUCCACUGUAGUAGCCCAGGACAUAGACUUUGAUAUGACCAGUAUUCCACUGCCUGAAAGUAUACCUCUGCCAGGUAGUCCUAUGCCACAAGAGCCAGCCAAGAAGGAACCUGAGUCAGGUUCUCCCCACAAGUCAUCUGAACCUUCUGUUUAUCCAGAUUCAAGCUCAGCCAUUUCACCCAAGAGUCAAACGCUAGGUUCAUUGUUGGCUGAUAGGAAGAAAAGGUUUUCACAGUCCCCAUUGGCUAUUGGAAUGUUACCCAAAGUACCCCUCACUCAGUCUCCACUUGCUAUUGGUCCAUUACCAAAAUUACCUCCAGAGCCGGAGAGUUUAAACACAGAUGUAAGCACAAGUGGGAAGAAGAGUUCAUUGGGGUCUGAUGUCAAAUCUAAACCUUUAAUAUCCCUUGGUGUAAAAUCAAAGACACCUCAGUUGGAUAAAGAAGAGCCAAAGUCAACAGCAUCUAGCUCAUCAAGGAUACACAUUGUUCUUAAAAGUAAAUCAGCUCUGCAGAAAACUUCAGUUCCAGGCUUUGAAGAUGAAGGUAGUGAUAAUGAGAAUGCUUCUGAAGAACAACAUACUGAGCCAGCUUCUGAUGUGGACAGUAGCAUUCUAUCUACAUGUGGUGAAGAGAAGGCUGAGCAUCAAACAUCUGCCAUCAGUAGCAGUGAGCAAGGAAAUGAGCAGGAAGAAGCACCUGUACAAAGUCGACCAAAGAUCGUAAAUUUGACAGAUAUUGAGGCAUUCCCUGUGCAGGUGAUAACAAGCACUAGGAAAGAAGAAGAUACUCCUGCAUCUUCUUGGCCGGAGUUUACUGUUGCUAAACGUGGGAGGGAGGACGAAGAUGGGAAGAAGAAACAAAGUGACUUAGAUGGGAAAGAAAGAAGCAAGAAACGAGACAGGAGAGGAAGUGAAGAGGAUGAAAAGAGAACUGACAGGAAAAGAAGAGCAAACAAUGACAGUGAUGAUGAGACUGACAGAAGAGAUCAUAGGAGAAGAAGGGAUGAUGGCAACAGAAAAAGAGAUGAUGAUUAUGAUGAAGACAUUAGGAGAAAAGUUAAAAAGGAACUAGAUGAUGAUGGUUAUGAAGAUCGCCGUGGAAGCAGAAAAGAUGAGAAAGGUGAUGACAGAGGGGGUAAAAGCAGACAAGAUAAAGAUGAUGAUAGUUAUGGAAGAAGACGAAGCAGAGAUGACAGCUAUAGUAAAAGGCGAGGGAAGGAUGAUGAUGAUGAGUAUAGAAGGAGGAGUCGCUAUGAUAAGGAUGAUUACAGGAAGAAGCAAAAGUAUGACAGUGGUAGGUACAGUGACAGCAGAAGUGGCAGGUAUUCUGAGCGAGAUAGAAGUAGAGAAAGGAGCAGAGACAGAGACCGUAGCCCUGAACAUGAUAGAGGGGACAAAAGUCGCAGUAAGUCAAGGACUUACAAAAGAAGCAGAAAAAGUAGAAGCAGAAGUCAGAGCCCGGUUAGAAAAAGAGAAAGAAGUAGGGAAAGAUAUGACAAGACUCGUGACAGUAGAAGCCGGAGUAAUAGUAGAGACAGAGAUAGAAAGUCUCGGGAUGAGAGAGGCUCUAGAAAGAAAGAUUCAAGAUCAUUUAAAGAGGAUCUUUUAGAAGAAUUUACAAAGUCAUCUAAUUCUACUGAUGUCCAAGAUGAACUGUUUAAAGUUGCUGCUAUAGGAUCAUCUUAUGUGUCUGAAUACCCACCUGACCAAGGGCACAUGUAUGCGACAGAACAAGAAUACUCCAGUAUGCCAGAACCAACCAUGUAUUCAGUUCCUCCCCCUGUUGUGGAUGUUCCUCCAGCAUAUCCUGAUCCAAAUUAUGCCAGCCAGUAUCAAACACCUUAUGAACAGCAGCAGUAUGGUCCAUGGCAAAGUCAGCCUAGUCAUGAUUCAUACAGUCAGGAUGCUACAGGUCAGUACCAGCCAUCAGACCAUCAGGCACCACCGCCUAAUCAGUAUCCAUUCCACCAGCAGCAACAUACACACUAUCCUCCUCCGCAGUCAUAUCAGGCAAGCCCAUAUCUUUCACAACCUGGUGUACCGCCACAAUCAUUACCACCGCCUCAUCUGCAACAUGCAAGCGGUGGACCUCCACCUCACAUUCCAUUAGACCAGCAUGGACAGCCCAUUCCAGGACACUACCCACCUGCUCAGCUGCCAGUCAUCCCUACCUACAACCAGGCUGGACCACAAACUCAUUUACAACCUCAAUUCACCCAAGAAAAUUGUCCACCACCACAUUUUGUUUCUUCAGACUCGCAGUUUAAAAUGCAUUCUGGAACCAUUCGAGGGUCACUACUUCCCCUUCCUUCUCGAGGUCCACUUUUACAAACACCGAUGGUUCCACGAAUAGUCAUGGAUAAUUCUUCCAGUUUUGGCACUCCCAGAUUCCCACCACCUGAUGUUAGGUCCUCACCUAAUAUGUCAAAACCACCUUCAAAAGUUCCCAGAAAACCCAGAGUCCCUGUUUUUGAUGACAGUUUAAAUAGUGAAACUUUUGCUCUCAAAGCUGUUGUGCCCACUUCCGACCUUACGAUGACAGGUUCAUUCACAACCACCAGUGCCAGAGGGGAAAUGAGAAAAUCUUCAACUGAACUAUCAUAUGAAAAAUCAUUAAACCCUGAACCAUCCUUUGAGACCUCAUCCCUGGCUGAAGCUGAAUUUGAUACAUCUGUUAAACAGGAAAGUAAAGGAAAAUCUAGAAAGAAGAGCAAUCUAGAAGAUGUUAAUGAACCUACAGUGUCUUCUUCUGGUGUGGAGGAUACAACUGGAGAUACAGGCAGUGAUUCAGGCACAGAUUCAUCACAGAAGCCUUUGAAGGUUAAAUCUAGAUGGCGCCGUAACAGUGAAGCUGAAGCAGUAGUUGAUACGUCUACGCCUCCUCAAGCAUCCACCCCACCCCCAUCAACCAGAGGCCCUACUAGCCCAGAUGCCUCACCCAAAGAAAUGAGGAGAACCAGAUCUAGAGCAGCAGCUGAGGAGUCUGGAUCUAAUCUGGAGACACCUCCCCCACCCCCACCACCUAGGAAAAGAAUUAAAAUGGAAAUGGAAUCAGAGGAGCUAAAAUUAAAUACUGAGCAAGACAUGAAGACUGAAUGCAUUAAGGAGGAGACUGAAGAGCCACAAGACUUGGCAACUCUUAUUAAGAGGCCAGAUUUUCCUAAAUUUGAAAUUAUUACAGAAAAUAUUCAUUUAACUGAAAGGAAAAGAUCCAAGAGCAUGAAGCGAAUGUUGUGUGACUGUACUACAUCUAGGGAGGACAGGGCCAUGGGACUUGAAGCUUGCGGUUCUGACUGUUUGAACAGGAUGCUAAUGAUAGAAUGUGGUUCAAGGUGUCCUUGUGGGGAGUACUGUAAGAAUCGGCGCUUCCAAAAGAAAAUUUACUCCAAAACUCUGCCAUUCUCUGCUGGAGACAAAGGCUGGGGAUUGCGUGCUGAAGAAGACAUGGAGGAAAAAGGUACUUUCAUUAUGGAAUAUGUUGGUGAACUUCUGGAUUAUGAAGAGUUUGUGAGACGGACAAAGCAGUACUCAAAGUCUGGGCUGAAGCAUCAUUACUUUAUGGCAUUAAAUGCAGAUGAGGUUGUGGAUGCCACACUUAAAGGCAGCAUCUCACGUUUCAUCAACCAUAGCUGUGACCCUAAUUGUGAAACGCAAAAGUGGACUGUCAAUGGAGAAUUGCGUGUUGGGUUCUUCACCAGGAAGCCAGUGAAGAAAGGAGAAGAAUUAACCUUUGAUUAUCAAUUUGAACAUUAUGGUGAACCACAGAAAUGUUAUUGUGGGUCUGAGAACUGUAGAGGAUAUAUAGGGCUUGUCAAGUCACCUACAAGGAACAAUAAGAAGAAAGAGAGGAAGAAGCGAGAAAUCUUUAAAGAUGAGUUGUUGGAAGAAGACAUAGAAAAACUUUCUAUGCUUGAGGGAAUGAGAAACAAGAAUCAUGUGCUGGAGUUGUGUCGACUUAUGGUUCGAGCAGAGAAAGUUCAACAAAGGAUUGCCAUUUUAAAAAUACUGCAGGGCACCACAGAAACAGCAUGCCUCAGACUAUUCCUAGACUACCAUGGUUUACCUUUAUUCUGGAGCUGGAUGGCAGAUAUUGGAACUGCAGAUUAUUCAGAAGACACUCAGGAAUUGAAGCUUCUGAUGCUUUCUGUUUUAAAAAGUCUACCCAUCACUAACAGAACUGUGUUAAAGGAAAGCAAGAUUUUAGACAUUGUAGAAAGGUGGGCUGUAGCUGCUGUAGCAGCAGCCAGGAAACCACCACCACCCCCACCACCUACAUCAACCACUACCACAAUCACAACUGCCUCAGUCCUACCCCCUGUGGCCAAUGAAUCUGUGGAACAAGAGGCUGCAAUGGCCAACAAUGAAGCUGAUGCUGCUGCUACUGCACCAGUAGACCCCAGUCCUGAAGAACCUUCUCUGCCAACAGCUGUAGUGUCUGAGCCGGAACAGUCCACCACUUCAUCUUCUGAAACAUCCCCACCAUCUUCACCGUCCCCCACCCUGCCUCUGCCUGUAAGCAAUGUGACCCCAGUGUCCAUCUUAGCAUCUGCCAAGGAAACUAAAGAAGCCAAACAGAAGCGUCGUGUGACAUUUGCUGAAGUGCAUGUGGAAACAUCUUUUUCACCUGAGCCAGAUGAGGACAUAGAAGACAAUGAUGACAUAUCAUCAUCCACACAAUACACUGAAGAUGGUGCUGAUGGUAAAGUUGUGCUACCUGGUGAGGCUACAGCUAUAGGAAGUAAUGGAGAUAAUGUUAUGGUAACCAGCUGCCUCCUGCCACAGUCUAGUAGUAUGGCAGACUCUACUAGUCAGAAGGAUGUGUUUGAUGCUGGGGACAAUGCAGGCAUGAGCAGUGAUACAGAUAACUCUGAUACAGAAUCUGUCAUUAAAGACCCACUAGCCUCCCUUGCAGCUGAAUGUAUGUCUCAAUGGAGCUCGCUUAAGGAAAUUUUCAAAAUCCCCAAGAAAGAAAGAGUUGAAGAAAGAAAACGUACAGAAAGAGAAUUGGGAAAUGCAAUUAUCCUUGAUGUGUUGUCUAAAAAACAACCUGAGGCAUCUGAUCCAUAUGCUAAAUGGAAAAGGGAGCUACCUAGAGGAUUUGUUCGUAAAAAGGUUGCAGAUGAUGAAAAAAGGAAGUCUUUGUUUCCCAAAAUGACAAAAGAAGAACGUCGUCAACGAUUUGAAGCUCAAGUGAAGGCAGAAGACGAACUUGCUGCCCAGGAGGAAUAUCAAAGACAACAGGAGGCUUACCUGCUGCAGCAGCAGCAGCUUAUGGAAGACCCUUCAUAUUUUUAUAAUUACCAGUUACAGCAGUCAGGUGAGUUUGUGGAUCCAAGUAUGAUUCCGCCUGAAACUCUAAUAGACCCAGUCACUGGCCAGCCUAUUCCACCAGAAGUCCUUAUUGAUCCACAAACUGGACAGCACUUUAUUGACCCUAGUACAGGCCAGCACAUUAUUGACCCUAACACUGGGCAGCCUUUGCUACAGAUUGACCCCAGUACAGGGCACCCAGUCGUCCAUCACACUAUAGACCCUCAAACAGGACAACCUAUAGUGCAUCAACAAAUUGAUCCAAAUACAGGUCAACCCAUUGGUCAUCAUCAGAUUGACCCACAAACUGGGCAGCCCAUAAUUCAUCAAAUUGACCCAAAUACAGGUCAACAUAUUGGUCAUCACCAAAUUGACCCACAGACUGGGCAGCCAAUAUUUCAUCAUCAGUCAGGUCAAGCUAUUGACCCACUGACUGGGCAGCCUGUCCACCACAUUGAUGCUCAUACUGGACAACCCUUAAUCCCCCAAAUAGAUCUCUCAACUGGACAAGCCAUUCAGCAGCUAGUCUCCCAUUCAGUGCAGCAAAUAGGCCCUUCAAUUGACCCUCUGACAGGCCAGCAUAUACCCCAGUCACUUCACCACUCCAUCAACCUGCAUGCUGGACCUGCAGUGGCACAAGAUGUUGACCCUCACACUGGACAGCUGAUACAGCACAACCCACUUGCCUAUCCAGCACCUUCAUUAGCACUCAGUCAUCAAACCACUUUUGCUAGUCAGCUGCCUUCUCAACACUUGCAAGCUACAACUUCAAGUACUGGACUGUCAGAGUUAGAUAUGGAGGAGGAGGUUCCACCACCUCCAUCCCCUCCUACUGUUCCUGUCACCAAACUACCCCCUAACUGGAAAACUGCUAAAGAUUCUGAAGGAAGAGUUUAUUAUUAUCAUGCCUUUACAAGACAAACACAGUGGGAGAUGCCAAACUGGGACGACAACGAUGAUGAUUCAAUUAAUGAUAUGGACUUAGAUCCUCUUCCCCCUGAAGAAAUUAUUAGGCAAAGCAAAAAGAAAACCACCACAGCAGCUGCAGAUACUUCAAGUGAAGUGGCACGUAAAAUUAAAGACAGCUUCCGUAUCAAAAUGUCUGAUCAUAUUAUACUUUACCUCAAUCCUUAUCGCAAGAAAGAUUGUAAGAUUGGAAGGAUAUCAUCAACAGAAGACUUCAAACAUUUAGCCAGAAAAUUGACACAUCAUGUAAUGUCAAAAGAACUGAAACACUGCAGGCAUGUAGAAGAUUUAGAGGUGAAUGAAAAUGUCAAAGCUAAAGCUAAGGACUAUGUACGCAAGUAUAUGAGCAAGUUUGGUGCUAAUUAUAGAAAAAGUUCAUCACCUCAGCCAGACUGAUGAUGGAAGGAUUUUAGUACUAGACAAUGUUGAUUUUUAAAUAGAAUGUCUGGCUUACAUAACCCACACUUGUGUCUGAUGUUGAUAGUGUGAGACAAAGUUUGACUGGUCUCACAACAUUUUACACAAGCCCUCACUUUUGUUAUUGUAUAACCAAAAUUUUGUUAUGAUACUAAAUCAUUUUUAUGAUUUAACUAUUUAAAACUGAAUUAAAAUUAGUGACAGAAUAGGGAAAACUGGUUGUUGAAUGUUUCACAAACUGAAAUAAUUUUUUGUCCAAUGUUGAACUUCAUCCUUCCUUAAUUAUAAUGAGCAAUGAAAAUUGAUCUACUACUAUUUCUUAUAAAAUUUAACUGAUUAGAAUGUGAAGUCAAUGUAAAUUAUUUUUAAUGUUUCUGAUAAACUAUUUAAUCAUAAAGUAAACAACUGCGUUCAUCCUCAAAACAAAUUAUUGGCUGACCUAACGAAGCCCUUGGCCAUAUUCUACCAUGGUCUCAGUUAAAAGUUUAUGAUACAGUUCAGUGCAAGUGUUCUUUGCUAGUUUACUUUUUAUCUAUGUAUUGUAUGGAAUAAAAUGUUACAUUUGUUUUGUAAUUGAUCUGUUAAUUUCUUUAAAAAUCUUCAUUUUUGUGUUUCUUCAAUGUUAGGUCAAUUCUUUAUGUUGAACCCUGUUGUCUAGGGUCAGUGUGCAAAAUGUUGUUUUACAUCUCAAGUAAGCUGUGUUUUAAGAAGUUUUUUUUACAUUCAUUAUAUGUGUAUCAGUGUUGUAUUUUCUGGGUUACAUAUAUGUGUAACCUGCAAUUCAUUAAGACCAACUGGUAUGUCUAGCUCAUUAUUGUGUUAUCCUAUUCUAAAAAUUAUACAUUCAAACGAUUAUACAAUUAAUUCCUAUUAGUGAAAACAAUUAGAGGCAGCUAGUUGUUUUUUCAUAAGUAGUAGGAAUCCAAAAAUAAUUUGUAUCUUUACUGAUUGUUAAAUAAAUAUGAGGACUUGCAUUAAAAUAUUUUAUGCCUUAUUUAAUUAUAUAUAGUAUUGCUGGCAAAUGAUACUUUAAAAAUACAGGUCAAAAAAGUAAACAGGGGACCAGUAAAUGGGACCAAACAUUCAAGUAAUGUAGUCAAGCAUUAUUAUACAAACACCUAAAAAUGAAAUAUAAAUUUUUUUCUCUGGGUGUCUUAUAUACAACUUUUAGUCUUGUUCAUUUGUCUUUGUUUUCUACACAUAUCACUCAUCACUUUUUCUGUAAAAGAAUAUUUUUGUUUGUUCCUUCGUGUACAUAUAGAUACUUUCAUUACAUCAAUGUUGAAUAACAGUGAUCUUUGUUUUUCAUUAUUUUUAAGAUUAGAUUUUUUUACUUCAAUAAUUGUCAAAUAAAACUUGAAACUAUUUGCUCAGUACCCACAGCAGUAGCUGACAUAGGCUAAUGUAAUCUAAACCACUACUUAGACUUUGUAACAGGUCAGGUUAGAUCAUUGCUGGGUUAUGUUUGGUCACUGAAUGAAAUCUGGCUGAGAAGACUUUUUUUCUGUUGCUUUAUUUUUGUGAGUAUUGGAAUGGUUUUGCGUGUUUUUAAAAAAAAAAUUUGUAAGUAAUUGCAUGUGUAGUUUUAUUUUUAAUUGGGAAUAUUGUAUGCAUACAUUUUUCUUGUUUCUUCCCUGUUGUAUAUAUUUUUAAAUACCAUCAUUAAAGAAUUGUAACAAUUAUUUUUAACCAUUAUAUUGCAUUAUUUGUAUGUAUGUUAAUGAAAAAAUGUGAUUUUUAAAAGAAAUAAAGAA